This is a messenger RNA of Cyclocybe aegerita, 1611 nucleotides long. NCBI's taxonomy places the organism in Eukaryota, Fungi, Basidiomycota, Agaricomycetes, Agaricales, Hemipholiotaceae. The record is from the annotation of a GenBank genome assembly.
AUGGGUGCCCAACUUUCCACCUUGUUCUAUACCGUCAAGGCGCUUGUCACUCAGUACAACGCCUUCUCGAAACGUAUCUCUCAGUCGCCUGGAAUACCACGGCUGAACGCCUCCGUCCCGUUCUGGACCAUCCCGAAUGCCCCAAUUGCUCGCCAUGGAGAAGAUAAGGAGCUUCCCACAUACGCGGACGUUAUAAUCAUCGGGAGCGGUAUAUCUGGAACGUCCAUCGCCCAAGCACUCCUCGAGCACGACGCCAAAGAAGCUGGGUCCGACUCUGAGUCUGAGUCAUGCGAGCUAGCUCCGCCGCCAUUGAAAAUUGUGAUGCUCGAGGCGAGGGACGCCUGCUCAGGUGCAACCGGCCGGAACGGCGGCCACGCGUGUCCCAACGUCUACAACGAGUAUUCACAACUCAAGGAGGACCAUGGUGCCAAGGCUGCCCUGGAGAUACUGCGAUUCCGUCUGGCCCACAUCGACGCCCUUAUCAAGGCCGCGAAGGAUGAGAACGUCCUCGAGGCUUCCCAGGCGCGCGUUGUGGAUGAUUACGACGCGUUCAUGCAUCCCAACAUGUUCGCCUCCGCGCAACAGGAAUUGGAGAAAUUCCUAAAGGAGGUCCCAAAGGAUCUUGCUCAAGGUUUCGAGGUAAUCAGAGAACGGAAAUCUCUCGAUGAGCUUCAGCUCGCGUCCUCCAUACUGGGAUGUAUCGUCAAACCCGGUGCUUCCAUCCACCCCUAUCGAUUUGUAACAGGCAUUCUUUCCAGCCUUCUCGCUCGACAUCCUAACUUUGAUUUAUAUACACGGACACCAUGUAGUGACAUACGGACUAUUGACGGCGUGUAUAGCGUCAAGACGCCCCGGGGAGAGAUCAGGGCGCUGCACGUUAUACACGCGACGAACGCCUGGUCAUCGCAUCUACUCCCCGGGAUGCGUCGCAAAAUCAUCCCCGUUCGGGCGCACAUGUCCGCGCAGCGUCCUGGGCAAGGCCUCAUGCCAACCGCGAGUCCGUGCGACCCACCCAACACGCCCCUACCUCCUAGGACCUGGGUGGGCACCCGUGCGUUCGUGUUCUACCCGACAGACAAGGACUAUGCCUACGACUAUCUCACGCAGCUCCGCCCCUCCCGCCCGUCGAACCCCCUCCCGAGCGCGGGCGAACUUAUGUACGGUGGUGGAGCCGUGCUCGGGGGAAAGAGUGAGGAUGCGCUCCUGGACAAUAUUGGCGUCUCGGACGAUAGCGGCACGGACUUUGUCGUCGAGGCGUACCUUGCUGGCUCGCUCGAGAGAUAUUUUGCCGACCAGUGGGGUGCGGAGGGCAAUGAAGCGGACACAGAGGCCGGUUCUCCUCCUCCCCCAGCGCGCGGAUGGGGAAAGGGGAGGCUGAAAGCCGUGUGGACCGGAAUCAUUGGCAUGUCGGCUGAUUUUCAGCCCUGGGUUGGGAGGGUCCCCAAAGCAGUGUCGGGCAGGAAGGAACCUGACCCGUCUCUUUCACUCAUGAAAGAAUUGUCCAAUGAUGAUAAGAAAGGAGUAGAUUCUUUCGCCAAACACCAUCUCGCUCCGCCUGGCGAGUGGAUCUCUGCCGGGUUCACGGAGAAGGGAUGGUACACGCUUGGUUGA